This is a messenger RNA of Lepisosteus oculatus (spotted gar), 1581 nucleotides long. RefSeq names its product septin 10 (gene septin10). The record is from RefSeq and is a predicted model, not a curated record. Gene Ontology annotation, biological process: cytoskeleton-dependent cytokinesis; intracellular protein localization. Gene Ontology annotation, molecular function: molecular adaptor activity; GTPase activity; GTP binding. Gene Ontology annotation, cellular component: septin ring; cell division site; septin complex. Lineage: Eukaryota; Metazoa; Chordata; Actinopteri; Semionotiformes; Lepisosteidae.
CCGUGACUGACUGACCCUGCCAGAUUAUUCAGCUGGAAGCUUUUGUAGAGGGUUGGGCCAGUUUCUUCACCCACUUUUUGUUUUUUUGUAAUUAACAUCGCAAUAAUAAUUUUUCCGUUCUAAACAAUGGCCUCGUCUGAUGUAGCCCGGCAGCUGACAUGUCAGUAUCUCCAGAGAUCGAGACCACCCAGUAGGCCAGUGCAGGGAGGGUUAGGUCAAAAAUUGGACAAAAAUGCACGCCCUCUCUCCUUGUCCGGUCAUGUUGGCUUCGACAGUCUGCCAGAUCAACUGGUCAACAAAUCCACCAACCGGGGCUUCUGUUUCAAUAUUCUGUGUAUCGGGGAAACGGGCAUCGGGAAGUCCACCCUCAUGGACACGCUGUUCAGCACAAACUUCGAGAACUUCGAGUCUUCCCACUUUGAGCCCAAGGUCAGGCUGCGUGCGCAGACCUACGACCUGCAGGAGAGCAAUGUGCGGCUGAAGCUCACCAUCGUCAACACUGUGGGAUUUGGAGAUCAAAUGAACAAACAGGAAAGCUACCAGCACGUGGUGGACUACAUUGACACCCAGUUUGAGUCAUACCUGCAGGAGGAGCUGAAAAUCAAGCGCUCCCUGCACAACUACCACGACUCUCGAAUCCACGCCUGCCUGUACUUCAUCGCCCCCUCAGGGCACUCCCUCAAAUCCCUGGACCUGGUCACCAUGAAGAAACUGGACAGCAAGGUCAACAUUAUUCCAGUUAUUGCCAAAGCAGAUACGAUCUCCAAGAGCGAACUGCACAAAUUCAAGAUCAAGAUCAUGAGUGAACUUGUCAGCAAUGGAGUCCAGAUAUACCAGUUUCCCAUUGAUGACGAGAGCGUGGCCAAGAUCAAUACAGCCAUGAACGGUCACCUCCCGUUUGCUGUUGUUGGCAGUACGGAGGAAGUGAAGAUUGGUAACAAGAUGGUCAAAGCACGACAGUACCCUUGGGGUGUUGUACAAGUGGAGAACGAGAACCACUGCGACUUCGUGAAGCUGAGGGAGAUGCUGAUCUGCGUGAACAUGGAGGACCUGCGGGAGCAGACCCACACGCGCCACUACGAGCUGUACCGCCGCUGCAAGCUGGAGGAGAUGGGCUUCAAGGACACCGACCCCGAGAGCAAGCCAGUCAGCCUGCAGCAGACCUACGAGGCCAAGCGGCAGGAGUUCCUGAGCGAGCUGCAGCGGCGCGAGGAGGAGAUGAGGCAGAUGUUCGUGCAGCGGGUGAAGGAGAAGGAGACCGAGCUGAAGGAGGCCGAGAGAGAGUUGCAGGGAAAGUUUGAACACUUGAAGAGGGUGCAUCAGGAGGAAAGGAUGAAGCUGGAGGAGAAGAGAAAGCUGCUGGAGGAUGAAAUCAAUAUUUUCAGCAAGAGAAGAGCUGCCACAGAACUCCUGCAGGCUCAGGCUUUUAAUACUUCAUCUGGUGUGAACAUAAAAAAGGAUAAAGAUCGUAAAAACUCCGGGUUCAUGUGAAGACCGCCCUCUGAAGAGAACAUCUACCCGCUGGUAAACACAGACUGUAAUGAAUAGAGAAUGAGCGCUCUUUGGUAUUCUCAACCAUCA